Molecule: messenger RNA, 2486 nt
Organism: Perca fluviatilis (European perch)
Lineage: Eukaryota; Metazoa; Chordata; Actinopteri; Perciformes; Percidae
Gene: marveld2a
Product: MARVEL domain containing 2a
Exons: 8
Coding region: 759-2486 (575 amino acids)
Biological process (GO): bicellular tight junction assembly
Cellular component (GO): apical plasma membrane; cytoplasmic vesicle; bicellular tight junction
Source: RefSeq, a predicted model, not a curated record
AAGGGUAUGUAUGGACUUAUCUAACUCUGGGGGUUACGGUGAAUAAGACAAAAUCCCAAUAAGUCGGCGUGUUCCUUUAACAUAGCGGCUGAACAGUGGAAAUACAACUUCUGUGUCUAUCAUGUGAUGCCAAGAUAUUUUGUUAAAGCACCAGUUGUCAACCCUAGAAUAUUGCCGCAAUAUCGAUAUCGAGGUAUUUGGUCAAGAAUAUCGUGAUAUCUGAUUUUUCUCCAUAUCGCCCAGCCCUACGUCAUCCCCAUUGAAGUUAACAGGGCGCUAAACAGGAAGUAGCCGGCUCGGUCGACCCAGAGCUCUCUAGUGCACCGUGGCCACAUUCAGCCCCGACAGAACGUAGCAACACGUUUUUUUAUAUUGAAACGUGGGCAUGUUGAACACCCUGUUGUGUGCGCAAGCGCUCUGCCAUUUUAUUACCACGAGUAAACAGACCCGUCCCUGCUGAUUGGGUAUGACCUGUGACUCACCCCCCAAACGAGAGAAAACACAUCUCGAAGACGUUGCACACAGUUCCAAGGAAACAUUCGUUCAACCAGGAAACCGUAGCAAAGCGCGCACACCGUUUUGAGACUGAACAUACCCCUGCUCUUUGGGCUGCAUAGUUGCAGGCCGGAUAAUGUCCCCCCAUCACAUCUCAGACCUUUUUAAUAUCUUUGUGUCUUUACAGGCGAUUCAUCUGCACUCUGUACGUUCACACCAGGUUUGCAUUCUGAGCUGCAGGCCAAUGGACCAUCACCAUCCUAAUGUCCAAUGGAGGAGGCUUUUACGGACGCACUGAGCGUGUCCGUCAGUCGCCGUACUAUGACCAGGUACCGCCGGGCUCCUUACCGCGAGCCGACUCCAGCGACCUGCUGCCGCUGAGGGAGCAGAGAGCGCCUCACCUCGCCCAGAGUGCCGACCCGCUCCCUCCUCCGCCUCUGCCAGACCAGCCUCCCGUGGGGCCCGAGUUGUAUCCCAGCGGCAGCGAGGACACCACAGACCCGGACCACGACCCCGCCCUGGACAUCAAGCCGGUCCACCGCUUCAUCCCGGACUCCUGGAAGAACUUAUUCAGAGGAAGUAGCCGCAGCAGUAAAAAGGCGUGGUCUAUGCCUGGCUCCUCAUCUAACAACAACAACAACAGCGCCACCAGCGAAGGAGUUCGCUGCUCUCCUCCACAUUCCCCCUCCGUUCCUGGAUCGUACCGGGACCCGUAUGGCGGCUCAGGCAGCAGCCACAACUCGCGCAAGGAGCUUCUGGACGCACAUGAGUCCGUGUCGGGGCAAACCUACCGCACAGCUCUGACCUACAGCGAGCGGGUGGAGGAGUAUCAUAUGCGCUACGACUACAUGAAGUCCUGGGCCGGACUGCUGAGGAUUCUGGGAUGUGUGGAGCUCCUGCUGGGAGCAGCUGUGUUCGCCUGCGUCUGCGCUUACAUCCACAAAGACAACGAGUGGUUCAACAUGUUUGGCUACUCGUCUCCCGGAGGAGGGUACGGCGCAGGAGGGUACGGCGGAGCGGGGUACGGAGGUGUGACAGGGGGGUCCUACUACUCAGGCCCCAAGACCCCGUUUGUGUUGGUGGUGGCGGGGCUGGCCUGGUUGGUGACUGUGAUAAUGUUAGUGCUGGGGAUGACCAUGUACUACCGCACCAUCCUGCUGGACUCCUCCUGGUGGCCUCUGACUGAGUUCACCAUAAACCUGGCGCUGGCAGUGCUGUACAUGGGAGCAGGCAUCGCCUAUGUCCGAGACACAACCCGCGGAGGGCUCUGCUCCUACCCGGUCUUUAACAAUGGCAUCAAUGGGGCGUUCUGCAGAACAGAGGCAGGCCAGACUGCUGCCAUUAUCUUCCUGUUUGUCACUCUGCUUUUGUAUCUGAUCGGAGCCUUGGUGAGUCUCAAGCUGUGGAGACAUGAAGCCGCUCGCAGAUACCGGGAGAAGCACGGCCUUGAGAUGCGUCCCUCCGACCUGCGAGCGACACAAUCAUUGAUUCCAGUUUCGGCUUCUGCAGCCAGAGCUCCUGAACAUAUCCAAGACUCCUCGGUCAUUCCCAUCCAGGCUGCUCCAAAAGCAGUUCCACCACACAUUUUGCAGGGAGCUAUACCAUCAGGACACAUUCCAAAACCUGUUAUUGUGCCUGACUACAUCAGCAAGUACCCAACGAUCCGGUCAGACGAGGAGCGGGACCAGUACCGAGCCGUCUUCAACGACCAGUACUCAGAGUACAAAGAAAUCCACUCGGAGGUGCAGGCUACCCUCAAGAAGUUCGAUGAGAUGGACGCCAUAAUGCGCAGUCUGCCCCAGAACCCCACCAGCCAGAUGGAGGUUGAUCGCAUUAACAAAAUCCUUCAGGACUACCAGAGGAAGAAAAAUGACCCGACUUUCCUCGAGAAGAAGGAGCGCUGCGAGUACCUGAAGAGCAAACUGUCGCACAUCAAAAAGAAGAUCCAAGAAUACGACAAAGUGAUGGAGUGGAACGAUGGAUUCGGCUAA